Molecule: messenger RNA, 819 nt
Organism: Aspergillus calidoustus
Lineage: Eukaryota; Fungi; Ascomycota; Eurotiomycetes; Eurotiales; Aspergillaceae
Source: the annotation of a GenBank genome assembly
CCCAUGUAACCAGCUGUCCAACCCCAGACGGAGCUCCCCUUUUAUGUUGUUAAGCCGGGGGCCCAAGCUAUCUAUAUUCUCAUUUUUCCCCUUACAUUCUACUACGCUCUUCGAGCUUGGCUCUGGCUAGUCGACCUAAAGCGAGUUGCAAUCGCAGUUCACGAUGUUACUCACACUCCCUGCGACAUUGCUUGCCUUAAGCGGCACCCUCGUGAAUGCCCACGGGUCGCAUUCCAGCCCUGAGACCCCCUCUGCAGAUUGGGCGACUCGGCACAUGCAAGAGGAACACCACAUUGAUUACUUCGACGCCUCGUCUUUCUUUGUACUCCACGACUACGAUUCGUCCGGGGCCUGGACGCCCGAUGAAGUGAAGAAAACAUACGGGAUGGAGGACGAGUCAAACGCGGCCCUGACCGAGGAGCAAAAACAAGAAGCCUUAAGAGAGGUUUUUUCUCUUUUCGACCCGGCGAAUACUGGCUUCAUCAGUCGUGAUAACUGGAUGCGCCUGAUUGCUGAUGGGGUGCGACUACCAGACUUUGGCUUUGGCCCGGGCCAUCACGGAGACAUGGAAUAUGAGUAUGAGAUACAUCAUUUCGAGCAGUUCCAUGGAGAAGACGCGACAGAGGACGAACUCACGCACCCCGAAGAUAUCGAGCACUUCAGGAGACACGAUGAAGAGGAUGAGGCGCAAGAAAGGCUUGAUCAGCUUGAGCGGAUGUCGAUCGUUGCAGCGAAUAUCCCGUCCAAGUUCCGCAAGCAAGUUUCUGGAUAACCAUAAGUAGAUUUGUAUUUAUAUGAUAUAUACACCAUUGCCGGUCA